Messenger RNA from Saprolegnia diclina VS20, 1992 nucleotides. RefSeq lists its product as hypothetical. Gene Ontology annotation, molecular function: protein binding. The transcript has 4 exons. NCBI's taxonomy places the organism in Eukaryota, Oomycota, Saprolegniomycetes, Saprolegniales, Saprolegniaceae. The coding region runs from base 1 to 1992 and encodes 663 amino acids. The record is from RefSeq and is a predicted model, not a curated record.
AUGCGUCUGUGCUUCAAGUACGUUGUGCCGUACACCGAGACGUCCGGUCAGUCGCUCGUCGAGCACGUCCGGCUCCACACCGCGGACGCCGACUACGUGCAGCCAGCGACUUGGUACAUUAGCCACGCGUGGCUCUACACGUUUACCGAGACGCUCUCGUCGCUCGAGCUCUUCUUUGCGGCCAAGGGCAUCCAAGACCCCGUCGUCUGGUUUUGCGUCUUCAACAACAACCAGCACGAAGCCAAGGACUACCCGUUCUCGUGGUGGCAGUCGACGUUCAAGGACUCGCUCGCGGCUAUUGGCAACGUCGUCAUGAUCAUGCACCCGUGGAAGAACCCGAUCACCCUCACGCGGUCGUGGUGCGUCUUUGAGGUCUACGUCGCCAUCUCGGUGGGGGCCAGCUUUGACGUUGCGCUCGCGCCGACGCAAGCCGACAGCUUCUUCCUCGACAUGGCCAACGACGACAUCGAUGCGUUCUACGAGAUGCUCGGCAGCAUCAACAGUAAGAACGCUCGUGCGACCGUCGCCACCGACAAGACCAACAUUGACGCGGUGAUUGCAGCCGAAGUCGGCUUUCCGACGCUGGACCGUAUGGUCUUUGCAGUGCUGGAGAAUUGGAUGCAGUCGGCGCUGCGUGCGCGCAUCGACAAGUCGCAAGGGUCCUUGGACGUGGCCAAGUACAACUACGCCCUCGCCGGUCUCCUCUGCCAUCAGUGCCACUUUGACGCCGCGCUGGCGCCCUGCGAGACCGCGCUGCUUCUGUACGAAGGGACGCUCGGCCCGAGCGCACGCGAGUCUCUCGAGACGCGGGCUUUCCUCGGAACCAUUUACGGACUCGAAAACAAGCCCAUCGAGGUCUGGGAACCGAUUUUGGUUGAUGCCAUUGCAGCGCUGACCGACGUCGGAGGCCGCGCCGACCCGGCCGUUAUGAACGCCUUGUACCACUUGGGGCUCUUCUACAUCUUGCAUGGCGAAGUCGAGAAGGGCCGCGUGGUCUGGUCCGAGGCGCUGCAGCUCUUCCACGCGGUGCUGGGCCCCAGUCACCCGCGGACACUCACCAUCGUCUACACUGUCCGGCAACUCGACGACACGAGCACGAUGGACGCAAACCUCGCCGCAGAAAUGGCCAUCGAGUGCUACGUGGGUCUCCUCACUGUCCUCGGCAAGGACAACCCGAUGACGCUGAAUGCGAUGAUGAACGUCGGCGUUGUGUACGCCGAGCACGGCAAGCUCGACGACGCUCUCGAGUGGCACAUGGAAGCGUACACGGGCCUCGACCGCGUCUGCGGCCUCACGCACACGCACACGCUCUGGGCACUCUAUAGCGUCGGCGAAACACUGGUCGCUCUCAGUAGGUUUUCUGAAGCGAUUGCUAAUCUGCACCGCGUCCGCGACGGCACCAAGGCAUUGGGCAUGGACAACUCGCUGCUGGCGGCGCUCGCGUCCGAGCAGCUCGGUUUGGCGUACUUUUCGCUCGAAGAGUAUGAUGUAGCCAUGACCUUCUACUUGGCGUCCGUGCGAUCCCUCGAGGUCCUCAAGCGACUACCGGCAGCCACUAUGUCCAUCGUGCGCUUGCUCGCGUGCUACGACCGCCUCGACUCGCCUGUGGCGCUGGCGGACUUGGACGCAAUGAGGCGCUUUGCUCUUGCCGCGGAUAUGUGGCACGAGACGCGGGAGAAGGUGGGCUGCGACCUCUGCGAUAUUCCCGAGCUGUACGGCACCGUGUACGUCUGCCCAGUCUGCCCCAUCGGGACCCAAGUCGCGUGUGCGGCGUGCUAUGCGAUCGUGCCGCAGUGCCCCGAGUGCCAAGUGCUGGACCUCGUGCCCAGUUUGCCGCCGCCUCGCAUGCUUAUGACGCGCAAACUUCGGCUUCUCGCAACAGAAGAUCAACCGGCUUUGCUUGCGUCUGUUGAGGACGAGCUCCGCGCGUACUGCGACACCCAUGGAAUCGAUAGCAUCGACCUGAAUGCCGAGCGUCUCGUCGCAGACUAG